AUGUCCAUAACGUCUGUGAAAUUAGGAGCACUUGCUCUAGUUCCACGCAAGGACGUGCUCGCCUCGACCUUGAGUCUUGAUUUAGCGUGCUCGAAGGGGCAGCAGCACCAGCAGCGCCAGCAGCAGACAAGGUUCAGCCUCCAACAUUUUCAACGCAGAGCUGCGUAUUGCAUCUAUUCCGUCUGGCUCUUUACUUUCAGCGACAUCAAAACCAUCAUCGCGCCCAGUUUUGCAUUUGCUAUUUUCACGGCACCGGCCGCGUCGGUUUUCGGCAUCUCGCCGGUUCCCCAGGCCGCCGAUAUCCUACGCAGAGCCCCUCUCGCGGUCUUCUGGCUUUGGAUCAAUCUUCUCCCGUUCGCCAUAGAUAAUCAACGCCAGCCGGACUCCAUCGCCGAGGAUGCGCUGAACAAGCCAUGGCGUACGAUGCCCUCGAAACGUAUGACCCCUUCCCAGGCGCGGACUCUUAUGCUCUGCUUGUACCCCCUAGCGCUAGCGACUAGCCUAUGCAUCGGCGGCACGAAGCAGUGCAUGUCGCUGAUGGCGCUGGGAUUCUGGUAUAAUGAUUUGCGUGGUGGCGAUGAUAGCUGGGUGAUUCGGAACCUGAUCAACGCCUGUGGCUUUAAUAGAUUCGCAUCUGGGGCACUCGAGGUCAUGCUCGGUGGGAAGCGGCACACGGCAACUAGCACGCUCAUGCUCUGGCAGCUCUCCAUUGCCGCAAUCGUUUUCACUACCGUCCAGACGCAGGAUAUGUACGACCAAUUGGGUGACGGCCUGCGCGGCCGCCGCACUAUUCCCCUCGUAUUUGGCGAUUCACAGGGACGCUGGUCCAUCGCUGUGCCCAUGGCCUUCUGGUGCUUCUUCUGCCCAUGGUACUUGGGCAGUCCGCCUGCCGGCUUUGCCAUCUCUGUCGGGCUGGGUGGACUAGUGGCCGCCAGGACUCUGAUGUUUAGGAGCGUGCCAGCGGACAAAACGACGUUCAGGUGGUGGAAUCUGUGGUUGGUCACGCUCUACGGCUUGCCCUUGCUGAAAGCCGUGUACACGGAGAAUGCGUUUGAGACGUAG
Venustampulla echinocandica is the source of this 1062-nucleotide messenger RNA. RefSeq lists its product as uncharacterized. The coding region runs from base 1 to 1062 and encodes 353 amino acids. The transcript has a single exon. Gene Ontology annotation, cellular component: membrane. Gene Ontology annotation, molecular function: transferase activity, transferring alkyl or aryl (other than methyl) groups. The record is from RefSeq and is a predicted model, not a curated record. NCBI's taxonomy places the organism in Eukaryota, Fungi, Ascomycota, Leotiomycetes, Helotiales, Pleuroascaceae.